UAGCACAUGAUGGGAAUCAGCCAAUGGCUCCGCUGCUCUCCUCGGGGGCCCCGUGUGUAUGAAUGUAUGUGUGUGUAGCCUAUCUGAAGAAGAAAAAGGGGGAAUCGACGAAAGAAAUGGUCGAGGAAUGCCAGCCUAAUUUACGAGUCCUGAUCAUGGAAUAGGAGCAUAUCCCGUAAGAUUGCACAGGUCUGAGGAUCCGACCCAAAAUCAUCUUGUUUCUUCAUGCGCUACGAAAUCGCCGAUUUAGUGUUGUCGUGAAGACUGGAUUAUGAAUCAUUUUUAAUUAUUUCGCAGAGGGAAGUUUUAAGCGCUAUUAGGUUCGGCAAUCUGAAGCGGUUCAAAGUCCAAAGAAGAAGGAAAGAAAUCCAAACAAAGCGACCGCGCGAGCGCAAGAUUUCCUAUUCGGUGAGCUUCUACAUUAUUUGUUUCUGCCAUUCUUUUACUGACCCAUCUGAAAGCCAAACAACUAGACUGCGACUUUGAAAUGAACCACCUAGUCCUGUUUGUCGAGCUGUAGCCUAAGUAAAUGCUGCAAAGCGACCAAAAGGCUAUGCCCCACCAUUUUAGUUUGGGUUAGCCUACGCGUAAUUUCUGUAACAGAAUCUCCUAUUUGAUACAACAUAACGUUAGCUACUGUUGUAGCUUGCAUUCUGGCUAAUGUUGUGGUUCAGCCACAAACAUACUGCCCCCGGCUGUGCUUCCCCUGCACGGCGUUCAGGCUACAGAAUAUUGAUGUGGCACGACGACCAUAUCACGAUUUCUAAUUGCAAGAGUCGUGAGCAAACAUAAAGGACGCAUAAAAACGAAAGAAGGUGUCGUAUGUUCAGGUCGAAACGCUCAGGUCUUGUACGGCGACUCUGGAGAAGCCGUUUGAUUCCAGACACGGAUGGGGAAGAUGGAAGUUGUAGUAAAAGCAGCGAAGGGGGUUGGGAAGAAUCGUUUGACAACAACCCAGAGAAAAUCCCCAAAACGGAGUAUAUGCCGAUGACAAGGGCUGCUGGGAGAGCGUACAGCAGGAAUCUGGAAGAAGGUAGGGACGCAAGUGUCAUUUUGGACAAUGAUUGUGAGACCAUGUGUGUCCUUGAGCAUGGAUGCCCCAGGUCUGCACAAGGAACCGACGGCAGAGGGGUUACUUGUUGUUUGUAUAAAGAUCUGGACCACAGUCGACCUAGAAGUCCGGUGUCGACAAGGACUAAAGACAUUAUUCCUUGCCAGUUGAUAUGGCGGAACCGUAGUCUACGCGAAUCGGUCGGUCUCGACCGGAGAGACGUAAAAACACGGACAGCAGUAGACCAAGAGCUCAAGCGUGCUACGUACGCCUUUCUCAAGAAGCUGAAUGAAAAGUCGCUGGAUACUUUGCUGGAGGCCGUGGAGUCGCGGGGCGCAAUGCUGAGCCACUGCGUCAUGGCAUCGCAGACCGAGCUGCGGAUCGGCAGCCAGGCGGCUGCUCCCCCUCAGUACCUGCUCUGCAAACUCUACCGCUGGCCAGACCUGCAGCGCACAACCCAGCUCAAGCCACUCUGCCAGUGCCGGAGUUUCUGGGGUCUGGAGAACCAGGCGGUCUGCUGCAACCCCUACCACUACAGCCGCAUGUGUGGACCAGAGUCACCUCCUCCUCCUUACUCCCGCCUCUCCCCCUCAGUCGAAACCAAGCCACUGGAUCAGCCAGAUCCACUUUUGUCCUGCACUGAGAACGAGGCGGGCCACGCAGUGAAACUAAGGCACUGCUCAGACACCACCAGUACGUCCCCGGACCCCCAGAAGCAGAGCCACUGGUGCAACGUGGCCUACUGGGAGCACCGCACGCGGGUGGGCCGCCUCUACGCAGUGUACGAGCACUCCAUCAGCAUCUUCUACGACCUACCUCAGGGCACGGGCUUCUGCCUGGGCCAGCUCUGCCUGGAGCCGCGUGGCACGGGCACGGGCACCAGUGGCGGCGGCGGCGGUGGCAGCACCGUGCAGCGCACGCGCGGCAAGAUCGGCUACGGCAUCCUGCUCAGCAAGGAGCCGGACGGCGUCUGGACCUACAACCGCAGCAGCCACCCCAUCUUCGUCAACUCGCCCACGCUCGACACCCCUGGAGGGGACGGCACAGGUGGCACAGGGACAGGGACAGGUGGCGGUGGCGGAGUGACUAGUUCGACUAACGCCAGGGGACUUGUGGUGCGCAAGGUCAUGCCGGGAUACUCCAUCAAGGUGUUCGACUACGACAAGUCGUGCCACCUGCGGCAGGCCGAGGAGCAGCCGGAGCACCUGGACGGGCCCUACGAUCCCAACAGCGUGCGCAUCAGCUUCGCCAAGGGCUGGGGGCCCUGCUACUCGCGCCAGUUCAUCACCUCCUGCCCCUGCUGGCUUGAGAUCCUGCUCAACAACAGAUAGCAAACAGACACACUCACACACACACACACACACACGCGCACACACACACACACACACACACACACACACACACACACACACACACACACACACACACACACACACACACACACACACACACACACACACACACACACACACACACACACACAACCAGUGAUGGGUAACCUGGAUUACUCUGUUUUACUAUCUAGUGCCACAUAUUCCAAAUGACCCGGUUGUAGCUGUCCAAUUCCACCAAGUGAUUGCCUGGUUGAAUGGCAACCUGAUUAAAUUGGACAAGGAAACCAGGACCCCGUUUCUCGAAAGCAUCAUUGCUAACCAGUCAGCAACUUACUAGGUUUGCAAUGAGAAAUUGCAUUGCAACCAAGUAAGUUGCUAGCUUAGUUAGCAACGAUGUUGUCGAGAAACGCACCCCAGGUAAUUUGGAAAUAGAUGGCCCUGGAUUGCAAACUAAUGAAUGUAGGGUGCCCUUCACCGCCCAUAACACUAUCCCACAAAAAUGUAUAAUCUACCUAGAUUUAAUAUAAAGUUUUAUAUAUAUAAACAUAUAUAUAUUAUGAGAACUAUAUUACACUUGUAAAUAAUGAGUCUUUUUACAGAAAAAAACAAAAACAAAACAAGUGAUUAUUUAUGUAUGGUGCAAUGUGUAUAUGGAUGAAGUUAAGAGAAACCAGAUUAAUGCACUUUUGAUUCUCUAUAUUUGACCUGAUAUAGAGUCUCUCUCAAUGCCAUUUUGAGAAGUCACUCAAAAGUAAACGAAGAUAUAAAAAACCUGGUUUUGGUGUAUAGUUUUUGUAUACUAUCAAUGCCCAGACAAAAAAGCUAAGGCCAUUCACACAUUGAUAAUAAAGUAUUCAUAUAAGAUUGAA
Molecule: messenger RNA, 3254 nt
Organism: Engraulis encrasicolus (European anchovy)
Lineage: Eukaryota; Metazoa; Chordata; Actinopteri; Clupeiformes; Engraulidae
Gene: smad6a
Product: SMAD family member 6a
Exons: 4
Coding region: 823-2382 (519 amino acids)
Biological process (GO): transforming growth factor beta receptor signaling pathway; cell differentiation; anatomical structure morphogenesis
Cellular component (GO): heteromeric SMAD protein complex
Molecular function (GO): transcription regulator inhibitor activity; I-SMAD binding
Source: RefSeq, a predicted model, not a curated record